Linnemannia hyalina is the source of this 1869-nucleotide messenger RNA. The record is from the annotation of a GenBank genome assembly. Lineage: Eukaryota; Fungi; Mortierellomycota; Mortierellomycetes; Mortierellales; Mortierellaceae.
AUGUCCCCUUCGCUACCCCCUCCUCCUCGCAAACUGUCGUCGUCGUCAGCCUCGGGAAACAGUGCACCCAGAUCUCCCAGAUACCCAAAGAUCAACCCAAACUCGCUCGCCUUAUCCGAUCCCCAUCACACCCAGACCGAGGACGACCGGGACCUUGACCGAGCACUCGCCGAACUCCUCGGCCAAUCUUCCCUCGCCUCUAACGACAACCACCACAACCCCCAUCUCCCCCAAUGUAAAUACUACACCAACAACUCUGAUAACUACUACUACAGCAACCACACCACCAGCUCUGGUCGACCAUUGAGUAUCACCAGCUUAUCCAGUCUAGGUUCGGGAUCGUUCACCAGCUAUGGGAGCCACAGUAGACGGGUCUCACAGGCGUUCCUUUCUCCUCUCUCGCCAGCCUUGAGCGAACCUUCUUCUUCUGGUCAUAACCCCUUCUUCAAUACUGUACCCGAAAGCGACGAAUGUCUUUCUUCGUCACAACAACAAACACAAGAUUCGAUCGCUGUCUCACAUAGAACGACAACAGGAACGGCGACCAUUGAACAGGAUAUGGGCAUGUUCUCAUCCUCCAUGCCCUCGUGCACAUACUGCUCCAGUGUGCGAAGCAACAGCAUCUGCAGUUCAGGAACCACAGACGACAAGCUUGCCUCCCCUACUGCACUUUAUGCAGCCCAAUCCAUUCAUGCAUCGUCACCAACAACGUCAAUAAAUAAGAACAGGAAUAGUCUUCAGAUGGCAUUCGAUACCAACCGCCUCGCGGCCUUGAAGGAGUUUAUCCCGUCCGAGGUCAGACUUCGGUUAAGCUACCAUCUUGAUGAGUGUUGGUUUGUUGAGUUCUCGCCCGAUGGCAAGUGGAUGGCCUCCUCUGGACUAGACCAGUCCGUUAUCAUCUGGCAGGAUGUCCUGUCAUUGGAGCCUACGGUCUGGAAGACGGUCCGAUACGGACGGUCGAUCACACAUGCGCACUGGUCACCCGACAGCAAACACUUACUUGUCAACCUGGGCUUCGACCCCAUCACACCAACAUAUACCCCGGAGAUGAGCGUCAUCGACGUCGCAACGGGCGAAACUAUCUUGACGCGUAAACACCAUAACGGAACCAGAGAUAUCCAUGCGCAUGCUGUGGGCUGGAUGGACGACUCCCAACACUUUGUCUCUGCGCCCUCUAAUGGAGAGAUAUAUAUCUGGAACUUGAAGGGCGAGAUCAUCCGGGAAAUGGAAAUCGACUCGGAGGUGGUUGGCAAGGAGUCGAAUGUGAUUGUGGAGGCUAUGAUCAUGGCACGAGGACAGAACACGGCGAUCGUUGCUGAUAGCCAGAACAAGAUUCGGGUCAUCGACCUCGAGACUGGCGAGUGCAGAUUUUUGGAUCGGAUGGUCACCGCUCCCUCGGCAAUGACUCUUUCGCGAGAUGGACAGUACCUUGCCAUCGCCAUGCGCGGCGCAGAGGAAGUCUGCAGAGUAGCACAGGUGCUGGUCUACAACUUUAAGACGCUGACCUUCUUACGAGCGUUGGAGGCAGAUACAUACCUCAAUGGCAGAUUCGUGAUUCGCCCCUCGUUCUGUGGACCUCAUAACGAGAUUGUUGCGGCUGGCUCUGAGAAUGGAAUGGUUCAUUUCUGGGAUUUGGAGACGGGCGAGGUGAUUAUGACCCGGGAGGAGCAUUCGAAGCACUGUGGUUGGACGGAUAUGCACGCUCACCUGCCGGGACUUAUGGCUACCUGUAGUGACGACAACCAUAUCAUCCUGUGGACGACAAAGGAUCUGAGCAGAGCACUACAAGACGAGGAUGACAAGUGGGUAGAGUCGAGUCGGAAAAAGUCUGUUGGCCAACUUCCAUUCAAUCUCAAGAAGGGUUGGUAA